Molecule: messenger RNA, 258 nt
Organism: Haemonchus placei
Lineage: Eukaryota; Metazoa; Nematoda; Chromadorea; Rhabditida; Trichostrongylidae
Source: the annotation of a GenBank genome assembly
AUGAACAACGACCUUAGCCUUGAACCGGAAGAAGAGAAGGAGAAAAGAUCCAGAGAGCUUAGCAAGAAGAAUCUAAGGCAGGCGAGAUCAAGGAGAAGCGAGAAGACAAAGGAUCCUGGAAUCGAUGGCGAAGGUGGACAAUCGAAGGUGAAGGUAGGAACCGAGCAUGAGAUUUUCGCUCUCGGCCAUAAAACAGAAGGGUUAAGAAGAGAAGACCACAAAAACGAGUCUAAGAUCCACGCGAUGAAGGAAAGUUAG